AUGAAAUGCUGGAUUUACGGAAGCCCCAUGCACAAGGGCUUGCCUCUGCUCACAGUGCUGGUUGCCGCUAGUGGGACCUAUUCCUUCAGCAGCAGGGAGGAGCUGCGGUCCGCACUAGAGGACUGGGUGCAUACGACAGCAAAUGGCACAGGCAGAGCUCGCGUCGUGGCCAUGUAUGGCAAGAUCGAGCAAUGGGAUGUUUCCAGCGUGACCAACAUGAGCAGACUCUGUUCAGAUCUCUGGGCGCCCGAGGAAAACUCUAAUGUCUUCAACGAAGACAUCAGUCUCUGGAAUACUUCGGAAGUGACAGAUAUGAGCAGGAUGUUUGAGAACGCAGAUGCUUUCAAUCAACCAAUUGGUUCUUGGGAUACUGCGGCCGUGACCAACAUGAGUUUCAUGUUUCGGGGUGCACACGUCUUCGACCAGCCCAUCGCCUCGUGGGAUACCUCUUCAGUAACCAACAUGAGCCACAUGUUUGAGUUUGCAGCGCGUUUUAACCAGCCGCUCGGCGCCUGGGAUACUUCGGCUGUGACGGAUAUGAGCUUCAUGUUUCGCUUUGCAAGGGCAUUCAAUCGAGACAUCAGCUCUUGGGAUACCUCAGCUGUGUCUGACAUGGGCAGCCUGUUCAAGGAUUGUGACGCGUUCAAUCAGCCCAUCGGUUCGUGGAACACCUCUGCCGUACGUGAUGCGAGGGACAUGUUCGGCGGCACAAAGGUUUUCAACCAGAACAUCAGCGAUUGGGAUACCUCCGCCGUAACCGACAUGAGCGGCAUGUUCGGCUUCGCCGAGGCAUUUAAUCAGCCUGUCAAUGCCUGGGACACCUCAUCUGUGACUACCAUGAGCUACAUGUUCGCCGGCACGAUGGCAUUCAAUCAGCCCCUCGAUUCCUGGGACACUUCCGCUGUGACCGACAUGAGCCACAUGUUUGAGUACGCGGUGUACUUCAACCAGCCGAUUGGUUCCUGGAAUACUUCAGCCGUGAUUGACAUGAGCAGCAUGUUCAGUGCUGCAGGACCUUUCGACCAGCCCAUAGGCUCCUGGGAUACUUCAGCUGUGACUGAUAUGACUGGCAUGUUCUUUGACAACUACAAUUUCAAUCAGUCCAUCAGCUCUUGGGAUACCUCCGCCGUGACGAGUAUGAGCUACAUGUUUGCCCGUGCAGUCUCAUUCAAUCAGCCCCUCGACUCCUGGGAAACCUCAGCAGUUCGGACCAUGAGCGCCAUGUUUCUCUCUGAACAGGUUUUCAACCAGCCAAUUGAUUCCUGGGAUACCUCAGCAGUUGUGGACAUGAGCAGCAUGCUCGAAUAUGCCGUGGCUUUCAACCAACCCAUUGGGUCUUGGGAUACCUCAGCCGUCACCGACAUGAGUAGAAUGUUCAAAGGUGCUGAGGCCUUCAACCAACCUAUUGGAUCCUGGGAUACUUCAUCCGCGAAGUAUAUGAAUUCCAUGUUCAAAGAUGCCAAGGCUUUCAAUCAGGCCCUGGGCUCUUGGGAUACAUCGGCACUUCAGCAAAUGAAUGCCAUGUUUGAGGGCGCUGAUGCUUUUCAGCUUCCUCCUUGUGCAGCGGGAACUGCGCCAGCUCACAACCGGCUUGGGUGUGAGCCUUGUGAGGUGGGUCACUAUGCAUCCGCCAAUGCCUCCAGGUGCCAGGCCUGCCCUGCAGGCUCAUACCCCGUUGACAGGCGUAGCUCAUGUAUGCCUUGUCCUGCCACACAGUUUUCCCCUGGCGGUCUGGACACGUGCCAUGCGUGCAGCUUGCCCUGUCUGAUCAUCGAGGAUGCUUGUGUGUGGUGGCACCUACCGCUCAUAGCUGUCGGGGUUGCUGGCCUGUUGGUCUGCAGGCGUCUCUGGACAGCUCGCAGGCAAGCUCGGAGAGCCAAGAAGGCUGAGACCUUGAUGUGCCAGCUUUAUGCAGACCUUUGGUGCGAGCACCCGGCAAUGCUCAGCGACUACGCCCUGAAGUUCAGUCGCUUGGGCAUGGAUGGAGUGGGCUUUGAAAAGCACCUCAUGAGCACGCGCGCUUUGCAGAGCGAAAGGGCGGGCGUCGGUCUGGGCUACCUCCUGUCAGAGAGCUUCGAGCAACUGGCCACGCAGCGGACCGGCAAGCAGAACCCAACAUUUAUUGACAUGAAAAACGCCUUCUGGCUCGCCGAUGAUCCGAUUGGUCAGGACGUGGUGUGCCCCCGCGAUGGCAAGCCGGGAUGCGCCUUGAUCGAUUGGAUCGACCGCGAUGACCGACGCGAGCAGACACAUUUCAUGUCUUGGACUUGGCAGUACAGCCUUGCUCAGGUGCGAAGCUCGCUGGAAGCUUUUCGGGCGACUACUACGCUUGACUCAGUCCGCAGCGGUGUCUUCUUCUUCAUGUGUUUCUUUGUCAACAACCAGUUCAGAAUCAUUGUGGAGGAGUUGACGACUGGCAGCGCUAACCUUGAGGAUGUAUUUGAGACCAACCUCUGCCGCAUUGGCAAGAUGGUGGCCAUCUUGGAUACUUAUCGCGAGCCGAUCUACCUGAGCAGAAUCUGGACGGUGUAUGAGCAGUUCGUGGCUUCCAAGCUGAAGAUCCCGGUGACCUUCGUUAUGCCCGAAUCUGCGUCACGGCUACUUCACCAGGAGAUUUCGCGCGGUGAUCAGGGUAUCAACAACGUCAUGCAAUGCGUGAGCCGCGUGGACUCCGCACGAUCAAAGGCCUGGAAAGAAGAGGAUGAGGUCAAAGUCAAGUCUAUGAUUCAGGAGACCGUCGGCUUCGAACAUGUCGACAAGCAUGUCACAGUUGCCAUGGUCUCGUGGAUCGGCGAGGUCAUGAGGCAGAAGUGGCAGGGGCUCGUGGAUGCUGCUCGCGAGAGUCGCCUGGGGCCGGGCGAGCUGACCGAGCAGAUGCACUUGUAG
Messenger RNA from Symbiodinium natans, 2886 nucleotides. NCBI's taxonomy places the organism in Eukaryota, Dinophyceae, Suessiales, Symbiodiniaceae. The record is from the annotation of a GenBank genome assembly.